GCUGCCACUCUCCUCCCCCUAAAUCUCCCGCGAAUAAUAUCUUCCUCCGCAAUCAAGACAAUUUCCGUCACCCAACAUCCCAAAUUUUAAAUUUAAAUUUUAUUAUUUAACGUAAGUUUUCCAUCAGUCUUUUAAACAAAUUAGAUUAAAUUAAUUUAAUGAUUUUUGCAACCGAAAAUUCGGUAGAGAGCUUUUUCGACGAAAAUUCGGAAGAGAGCUCAAGAUAUUGGAGCCACAUUUUGAAGCACUUUAGCCACUGUGUUGUUAUCUGCAAUGGCCAUGGUUGCGAGGCUCCACGUAUGCCCACAGAGCUUGGAACACUUCAACUUCAAGGACCACCGCGGAACCGGCCCGGAGUUGAUAAUCGGGUCAGGUUUUCGGCGGUCCGGGGGGCUGCUGCCCGCGGGGCGAAAUGGGUUUUCCUUGAAACCGUGCAGGUCGUUCAGGGGGGAGGAUAACGGAGGGGGUACGGAGGAGGGAGAGGAGGAAAGUGCGAGAAAGUGCAGGAAUUUGAAGAAGGGAGGUGGGAGUGGGAUUUUGAAAUCUUUGAAAUCUAGUGUUUUGGGGGGUUUUGGUGGGCUUAGAGAUGGGGAGGAGUACAGGAACGCGGUGGCCAAGUUGGAGGAGGUCUGUCAAUCUGCUGCCGUUCAAAUCGGAAGAUAUAUUGUGACCAUGAUGAGCACAGGAGUCAUACUAGCAAUUGGGUUUCAGUUGUCAGGUGGAGACAGUGAUUUGAAUGAGCUAGUUUGUUAUAGCUGGCUUGGUGGAAUUAUUAUCGGAACUAUGGUUGGAUCUAACAUGGUUUUAGAGGAUCACUGUCGAGCUGGUCCACAAAAUGUUGUCAUCAGUGGAAGCACAAGGGGACUUGGAAAAGCACUUGCUCGUGAAUUUCUUCUUUCUGGAGAUCGUGUGGUUGUCGCUUCUCGAAGCCCCGAGUCUGUGCAAGCAACUGUCAGAGAGCUUGAGGAAAACCUGAAGGAAGGUAUAAACAGUGCAGGCGGGUUAUCCAAGAACCUGAAACAUGCAAAAGUAGUUGGCAUAGCAUGUGAUGUUUGUGAAGCCGGCGAUGUGCAGAAACUGGCAAAUUUUGCUGUUAGUGAACUCGGUCAUAUUGACAUUUGGAUAAACAAUGCUGGAACUAAUAAAGGAUUUAGACCCUUGCUUCAGUUUACUGACGAAGACAUUAAGCAGAUUGUCUCGACAAACCUGGUUGGGUCUAUACUUUGCACUCGAGAAGCGAUGCGUAUAAUGAUGAAUCAGGCUAAAGGUGGGCAUAUAUUUAAUAUGGAUGGAGCAGGCUCGGGGGGAUCAAGUACCCCUUUGACAGCUGUCUAUGGAUCAACGAAGUGUGGUCUUAGACAGCUUCAAUCAUCACUUUUAAAGGAGUGCAAGCGGUCGAAAGUAGGAGUGCACACCGCAUCUCCAGGCAUGGUUCUUACAGAUCUGCUUCUGAGUGGCUCCUCUUUGAAGAACAAACAAAUGUUUAACUUCAUAUGCGAGCUUCCUGAAACAGUAGCUAGAACUUUAGUUCCACGGAUGCGAGUUGUGAAGGGAACAGGAAAGGCCAUCAAUUACUUGACACCUCCGAGGAUCUUACUUGCUUUAGUAACCGCAUGGCUGCGACGUGGUCGCUGGUUUGAUGAACAGGGCAAGGCAUUGUACGCAGCAGAAGCAGAUCGGCUUCGGAACUGGGCAGAAAACCGCACCCGUUUUUACUUCACUGAUGCAAUGGAGAUGUACACAGAGAACACUUGGGUGUCUGUCUUCUCACUCUCUGUUGUCUGUGCCUUCAUCAUCCUCUCUAGCACCAGCAGCAACUUGCCUGGUACUUGAGAUUUUCACACAAACUCAAAACCGAAACCACUAGGAAUUACCUCAGGCAGAUACUAUUUGUGAAGGACCAGACCAGACACAUUGCUCAGAACCACGUAUGCGACCGAAGAUGCAGGGUACCAUUUUUCUACCCUGCAUCGAUCGGAAGCAUUCAUGGUAGAUCAUCGUAAGCCGAUUUGACUGCUACGCAUCGUUUACAAAUCCGAGCUUUGUGGGGGGUUCUAUAUGCAAAAUCAUGUAAAAACUUGAGUAGUUCAUAGUAAUAUUUGAUUCCAAUUUGUUCA
Messenger RNA from Pyrus x bretschneideri (Chinese white pear), 2117 nucleotides. RefSeq names its product probable chlorophyll(ide) b reductase NYC1, chloroplastic. NCBI's taxonomy places the organism in Eukaryota, Viridiplantae, Streptophyta, Magnoliopsida, Rosales, Rosaceae. Gene Ontology annotation, biological process: chlorophyll catabolic process; PSII associated light-harvesting complex II catabolic process. Gene Ontology annotation, molecular function: chlorophyll(ide) b reductase activity. The record is from RefSeq and is a predicted model, not a curated record.